CUACAGAGAUCCAUGAUGUCCCAGCAGAGACUCGUUCUGGAUGGACUCUGGCGUUGUCUUUGUCCCUCAUUUACUCUCAAGACACUUAAGCGGCACAGUGUCGUUCGUCCAGCAAAGCCAGGCUCGCGACCUCUUUCAUCAACGCUUCUCCCACCGCCGUUAUCCGCGUGCCAUCAAAGAUACUACAGCACCAAUUCCUCUGGGGACGUAGACAGACAUGAGGCGCCAGGAGAUCGAUCCUACGCGAUAGAUAUCCACACCGAUACUCUACCGGACCAAGAAUUCUCCCACAUAAAGGGCGCGGAUAACAAGAUAGAACAGCUGCUGGGCUAUCGCAAGUCAUGGCAGACACACGGUGUGCCGGAGCAGCUCCAGCACUGGUCCACAGCAAAGUUAGAGGCUAAGCUUCGAAAUAUUGCAGAUAGACGUCCAAACGUCCACAGUGCGACACAAAUCCUGCGGCUUCUAAUUCGAGACCGUUGUAUUCGUCCUGAAGGGAGGCAUUAUAAGUGGCUUAUACAAUGUAACGCCGAUCCUGAUCGCGGGACACCAAUUCUAGUCCGACGACUACUUGCGGAGAUGGACGAGAAUGGCAUCCCAGCGGAUUCUGGGACACUUCAUGCUGCACUGCAGGCCAUUGCGGUUCACCCGGAUUCCCUCCUCCGCCAAGAUAUCUUACGUGCACUUCGAGAUCGCUGGCUACCGCUCAGUCCAGACGGGUGGCAUUAUGUGGUAGCUGGCCUGAUUAGAGAACACCAGUUCGAAUUGGCCCUGGAUCAUAUUGCAAACAUGGAGAGGAAGGAUAUACCGGUCCAAGAUUGGCUCCAUAGCCUUCUCAUCUAUUACCUUUGCGAGUUUAACGAAUUUGACCAGAUCGAGCAACUAAUGCGUUCCCGCUUAAGCCAAGGCCAUGAAAUGACACCCGAGCUAUGGACCCAUGUCCUCGAUCGGGCAACUACCUCACUCCAUUACGGCGCCACUUGCUUCAUAUGGGGAAGAAAAGUUGAAUUGGGCUAUCUUCAUCCAGAGCAUUGGUUGUGCAGCAAAGUGCUGGAGGUAGCGGCCUCUGAGGGCGAUACCAAGCUUGCCGCAUCAGUAGUCAACUUUCUUACCCACAACAGUCUGCCCCUCGAACCCCAGGACUAUGAAAACCUGUCCGAUGCCCACCUCGUGUCUGGUAAUUUAUACGCUGCGUUUGAGGUGCUGUGUAAAAUGCAUCAGGAUGGUCUCGCAUUGCGAUCAAGCUCUACACAAGCUAUCAUUGCGCAUAGCCUUAGAGAACAUACCCACGUACGGGAUGUGUGGGCUGUUCUCAAAGAACUAAAGGCCGCGGGGCAUGAAAUCCCGCUCGCCUGCGCCGGAGUGGUCAUUGAGAUGUGCGAGCACAACGCCAAGGAUGACCCAUUCGAGGUUGAUGAUGGAAUUGCAUUUUAUAAGGAACUCUAUACGCUUUGUAAUGAACAGCCAGACACCGCCACAUUCACCUCUCUUAUCAGCAUGUGCCACCGGGCUAAAAAUACCGAGGCAGCGAUGUUUAUUGUCAAGGAAAUGGCAGCCUUCAAUGUGUUACCGGAUGCCCGGACGUUCGAGCGCCUCGUUAUCAUGUGCCUCCAAUCGGGCAAUUUCGAAUCGGCGUAUAUGUACUUUCACGAUUUGCAGGAACGAGGGUUCCAUCCUAGCCCGGAAGCACGCACUGAGAUCCGCGAGCUUUGUGCGGAAUCGAAUGACGACUUUGCCAUUGAAUUGAAGUAUCACCCGGAUAUCCACGACGGACUAGUGCGGAGUCCCGCCGAUGAGAUAAAGGCUGCGGAAGGGAUGGCGCUGUUUCAGAAAGUCCGAAGUGAGUCAACCGGGGCAUUUGCCGACCUUCCCCAACAGGUCAAAGCCCGAGACUCCCAGCGGGAAGAGAACCGACAAAUGUACCUGAAAAUGUCCAAGGACGAGCGCCGGCAAUACAACAAGGAGCGCCGGAAGAGAAAGAGAAGACGGCUGGCGAUUGCGAGGGCGCAACAAGAGGAUGAUUGGAUGGACUACGAGCCUGGUGGCCUCAUUCCUGAGGAUCAGCUGAACUCUAAGAAACCCGCCAGUGAAUAAGGAUAUGGAAAUGGGCCCUAUAUAUGUGUACAUAUGUACAUAUGUAUGUAUGUAUGUAUGUAUUUAAGUAAUUUUUAAGCAUUGAAAGAUGGUAUCCCUCGUUUUUAAGGGUCCAAGGAUCGAAUGACGGUUUUUGAUGUAUACAGUACAAGUCAACCUGGAAGACGCAAU
Molecule: messenger RNA, 2265 nt
Organism: Aspergillus ochraceoroseus IBT 24754
Lineage: Eukaryota; Fungi; Ascomycota; Eurotiomycetes; Eurotiales; Aspergillaceae
Product: pentatricopeptide repeat protein
Exons: 2
Coding region: 13-2094 (693 amino acids)
Molecular function (GO): protein binding
Source: RefSeq, a predicted model, not a curated record